AGUUUCCCCGCGGCGACGCUCAAGCGCGGCCGGGCGGGGAGGGUGUGAGUUGGAAACUACCGUUUCCGGGAUGGCCGGCCAAGGGCUGGGCAGCGGUGCGGGGAUUUAAACACAAACAGCGGCUGCCUACCCCGCCUCCCAGCCCAGAGGGAAACGGAAAGGGGAGGAGCCUCCGUGCGUGGGGCGAGUUUCCGGAGGGGCCAGCGGGGCCUCGCCCUGUCCGCAGGCGGAGCGCCCCCUCCCCCGCGACGCCCAUGGCGGGGUUCGAGCUAGCGCCCGCGGACGGGGGCUGCCCGCUGCCGCUGCAGCCCGGCCAGACAGUGCUGGGAAGAGGCCCCCUGCUGGGAUGCCCACACUCAGAAUAGUGUACACGAAGAUUACCGAUAAGAGAGUAUCCCGAAAACAUGCCAUAUUGGAAGUGGUGGGUGACCAGCUUCGCAUCAAACCGGUCCAUGUAAAUCCUUGUUUUUAUCAAUCACCUGAGACUAGCCAUCUAUUACCAUUGGAAACAGAUGAAUGGCACUCUUUGAGCCCAGGUGACAGCUUUUCCCUCUUAAUAGACAAAUACAUUUUCAAGGUCCUCUCUACACACUCAGAUGUGGAAAGCACACUAAGGAAAAAUAGCAAGAUUGCUGCAGAUGAAACAGCAAAUAAAUCCUCUUCAAGUGGUCAUCCUAUCAAGAUGUCUUGUGAUCCAUCUUUAGCAGAAUUAACUUCAUGUUCCAAUAAUAACAUACAAGUGAAAGCACAUUCUCUAUUGGAAAGGACAGGAGAAAUUCCAAAAAAUGAGACUUCUUCCAAGAGUUCGUUGUUUUCUGCUAGUUGUAAUGAAAGUGAGGAGCUAAAGCCUGUCUGGAGGAAAAGGAUGCUUCCAUCUUGGAUGUUGCAAGGAGAUCUCAUGGUUCAAAGUCUUUCAACUCCAGUCCCUAAAAGAGGUGGUGGAGUAACAAGAGGCAGAGGGAGAGGAAAAAGUGAUAUGGAACCAUCAAAGUCAAGAGCAAAUGUGCAGGGGAGAAAACGGUUAGCUUCUGAAGAGCAUUUAGGGGAUAUCAAAGAGAUGGAACAGGAUCAGGGAAAAAAGAGCAAAACGUCUGAAGAGGAAGCCACUGUCCCCCCAUCACAGGAUGCAUCAAGAAUACCUCUUGCCAGGGCUAUGAGGAAAGUGGAAGAGAAUUAUAACAAGACUGUCUCACAAAAGAUUGAAAGUUCUGUGGAGAAAAGUGAUUGUCAGCUCCACAGCAAGAGGCCUGAACACAGGCUAGAUGCAAAAAGCCAACUCUCCUCUGACACAAAUAAAAUGAAUGAAAGGGAAAACAAAGACGAGGUUAUCCAUUCUGCAAGCCAACAGACUCACCAGGACAAGCCAUCCCACUCUCAUGUUCCCCUAGCUGAGACUCAAGAGCUUGAUUUAAAUCAGGAUCCUGAAACUGAAGGUUUUAACUCAGCCAGAAGCACAGAUGCUCUACAGAGUUCUAAACAAACCAAGCAGAAGAGGACACCCUGCAUGUAUGGGUCAGGUUGCUACAGGAAGAAUCCACUUCACUUUCAGCAGUUCAGUCACCCUGGUGACCACGAUUAUCAUGACGUGGAGGUUGUAAGUCAAGAUGACGAUGACAGGCCUGAAUGUCCAUAUGGAACUACUUGUUAUAGGAAGAAUCCACAGCACAAGCUUGAAUACAAGCACACCACACCUCCAGAAACUGAAGCAAGAAGAACUAGACAGAAAACUACUAAAAGAGGAAAAAGUGUUUUGGAGGAGGACAGUGAUAAUGAUGGUGAACCGAAUGAAUAUGACCUGAAUGACAGCUUUCUAGAUGACGAGGAGAAAGAGGAGUAUGACCCUACUGAUGAAGAUUCCGAUUGGGAGCCAGAUCCUGAAGACAAAGAUAAUGAAGAUGUUGAAACACUUUUGAAAGAAGCACAACAUUUUAUUAAAACCAAAAAGUAGUUUUGGCCAAAUGAUGUGAAGUACUUGUGAACGUACCUGUUUACAGAAUUGGUGGGGGUUUGGGGAAUGACUUUGAAAGCCAACUUUACCCAUGCUUGAGACACUACAAACAAGGAUUUUUAAUGAGGAAAAAAUGCGCACCGGCUUCCUUUUCUUUUGAUACACAUUGUUCUGCCUUCGACUUCUUAGCUGACGAAGUCAAAUCAUAAAGUCUGGGAUUAUAUUGUGGCUAAUUGAAGAAUUUUUUUUUAAAUGGUUCUUUUCUGAGUCUUUUCCAACUUCUUCACAGCUCAUAUUGUCAGAUGGAGGAUUAAUGGGUUGGAAUGUAGCUAUUAACAUUCCUCAUGAAUAUCUUUCUGUGCUUGCAAAAAAAUAAGGAUUGUAGACCUACCUUAGGGAGGUUUAUAGUUUUACUAAGGUGUAAUAUACUCCAUGCUAAAUAAAGAAAAAGUAACAUUGCA
Molecule: messenger RNA, 2409 nt
Organism: Mauremys reevesii (Reeves's turtle)
Lineage: Eukaryota; Metazoa; Chordata; Testudines; Geoemydidae
Gene: APLF
Product: aprataxin and PNKP like factor
Exons: 12
Coding region: 347-1948 (533 amino acids)
Biological process (GO): double-strand break repair
Cellular component (GO): site of double-strand break; nucleus
Molecular function (GO): DNA-(apurinic or apyrimidinic site) endonuclease activity; 3'-5' exonuclease activity; protein binding
Source: RefSeq, a predicted model, not a curated record